Molecule: messenger RNA, 1326 nt
Organism: Styela clava
Lineage: Eukaryota; Metazoa; Chordata; Ascidiacea; Stolidobranchia; Styelidae
Product: cilia-and flagella-associated protein 96-like
Cellular component (GO): centrosome; cytoplasmic microtubule
Source: RefSeq, a predicted model, not a curated record
ACAGUUCAUUUAUCAAUAUGUUAUAUUUUUUUCAGUUUUUAAAUUGCAUUCAUAUACUCACACUUUGUUUUAUAAAUGUAAGUCCGAUGCAAUAUUUUGACAACAAUUGAAUGUAGUUGAAAGUACUUUUGUAAUGCACAUUGAGUAUCACUGAAGUGUUGAACAGUAGUUGAAUCAAAACAUCAACAUGGCGGGUGGAAAGACAGAUAUGGAAAGAAUCGGCCUCUUCAGUGAAGUUGGCUACACAACGAUUGGAGAUAAAUACCCAAAGGUGGAUCCAAACAGUAGGCCUUUCAAUGAAGCUGCCUACAAAAAUAAACACAUGCUGCCAGGGGGAAGCAAAACUCGUUCUGCACUUCAGGCUGGCUACUUUGAGGGCCAAUUCAAAAGAAUCAUGGAAAAAGAAGCCUACACAGACCCUGUCAAGCUUCGGCGACAACAGAGAUUAAAAGAAUCAACAAAAAAUAUUGGCAAAGCUUUUUUGCCGAACGCUGGUGAAAAAUUACCAUGUGGUCUUGGAAAUCACUAUGGCACAUUUUCAGGACCAAUCAACGCGUUUAGCCCAGUACCACGCCCAAGAAAAGCAUACACUGCACCAGGAAGAAAUUUCACUACAAAUCCGCCGAAAAAGGGAACUGGCUAUGGAUAUAUCGGAGUAACUCUUGGGAAAUAUCAAGAUCAUGCAGUAGAAGCCUACAACAGAGCAAAAGAAAUGCGAAGGAAAGAAAUGCUGGCGCACAAAGCUAUGCUGAAGGGGGCUGCUUUUAGAUUGAACUCUCAUCCACAAACUUAUUUUGAUCAUAAUCCAUAUAGACCGGACAGGCCUUUAGGUCCACCCAAAAAGGCUUCAGCGUCUUUACCACCAGUCAAACCAUUCAAGCCAAGUUCUCCACCGAAAAAGAUUGCAGGAGCAAAGGCUGGGACAUUUGAUCCGUAUCCAUCACAUUCCAAUGAUCCAUAUGUUGUGAAAAAAAAGAAGGCACCAACAACAAAUAAGGAAGGAAAAAUAUUUCACCCGGCCCUUGGACCGAAAUCUAGACCAACGAAAUCUAUUGUAUCACAAAAUGUCAUUAAAUCUGUUCAUCGGGAUAAUUAUAAAAGCGUUCGUCAGGUCAUGGCAUUUUAAAAAAUGCAUUGAUCUUUUUCACCCACUUACAAAUGCAAUUUGAUUUACUGUUAAUGAAACCUCUAUAAAGUCUUAUGAUUAAUAUUUUAAUUUUAUCGCAAGUGUUAUUCUAAUAAUGUACUGUUUUUGUCAUGUUGUCAAAAUGUAUGAAACAAAAAAGACUGCAUAAUACUAUUGAAAAUAGAAUAAUGUACUAAUUU